AUGCGGCUGGUUUCCGCAUUGGCACUUCUUGCCGUCAUCCCUUCGAUCGUCGAAUCCUCACGCUUAACUCCUCCUGUGCUUCCACUCAUUGUCCGAAACCCUUACCUGAGCACCUGGCUGCAGAACGCUCGAGAUGACCCAUGGGAAAGAUGGCCCAUGUUCUGGACCGGGCAAGAGAUUGGUUUCUCAGUGUUAGCCAGUGUUUCAGAAGGGCGCACUUCGUACCCGCUCUUGGGAAGACCUCAUGACUCUUUACGCAGAGAUGAUGAACACUACUCGGUGUCUUCACCGAUCUUUAACGGUGCUCAAUACGAUGCUUCCACCACCAACUUGUCUUACUCCCUCCCUCUGCCAUCGUCCUAUGCAGCUUCCAGGCAUGUGGAGAUCACGCUAUCUUUCUUGUCUCCCAUUACGCCCACGUCAACAGUGAGGCAGUCCAUUCCGGCCAGCUAUCUGACAGUUUAUGUCUCUGGGAACGUGGAUGUUGACAUCUACCUUGACGUCAACGGACAAUGGGUCAGUGGAAACCGAGGAAGUAAGAUUGUCUGGGAUAUUGAGCACACCGCCUUGAAUGAGAAGGUGCAUGGGUUCAAGACCUGGGUCAUCAAGCGAGAAAUUGAACAGCUUUUCACCGAAUACUUUGACCGGGCAGAAUGGGGAAGUCUACACUUCUCCGCUCCAACCGACGUCCGCCACGAAGCGGGGACAUCGGCAAUUUUGCGGCAACGGUUCUCGCGCACAGGAACAUUGCAGGACUCGGUAGAUCGUCGAUUCCGUUCCAUUAUGGACGAAGAGCCGGUAUUCGCCUUUUCCAAGUCAUUUGAAUUCAAUGCUAGCUCCCACUCGAUCCACCACCAAGAAGUGACUUUUACAAUCGCACACAUUCAGGACCCUGUUGUUCAGUACGCCGCUGCUCGUGGAAUGACUCUGAUGAGACCGCUCUGGAACUCCUAUUUCGAUACAGUCACCAAGUUGCUCACCUUUCAUUACCUCGAUUUCCGCUCCGCCAAGCAAUUGGCGGGAGACUACUCUGCGAAGCUGGCGGUCGAUGCGUACAAAUCUGGGGCCGAAGACUAUGUGGACAUUGUUGCUCUAUCCGCUCGGCAGGUCCUCGGAGCCACCAGCUUCUCUGGAACGCCGGAUGAUCCGAUUCUCUUUCUGAAGGAGAUAUCAUCCAAUGGCAAUUUCCAGACCAUCGACGUCAUCUUCCCCAGCUUCCCCUUCUUUUUGUAUACCAACCCAAGAUGGUUGGGAUAUCUACUCGAGCCAUUGAUCGAACAUAUGCUCAGUGGACAAUACCCCAACAAAUAUGCCAUGCACGACCUUGGAGCACAUUUCCCCAAUGCCACGGGCCACCCUGACGGACGUGAUGAAUAUAUGCCUGUGGAGGAGUGCGGAAAUAUCUUGAUCAUGGGCUUGGCACUGGCCAAUUCUUUGCGUGACGGUUCCAACACAUCAGCUUCGGCGAACUGGCAACCAAUGAAUGGUGUCCCUAUUCCCAAUGCAUCGCACGACAGCCUCUCUCCUCUCUCCGUGGGGGCAGCAGAUGAUAUGUCCUACAUUGACGAUGCUUGGGUGGGGAAGCCUCAAAGUUUGAAGGACGCCCAGAAAUGGGUGAGCCGGAGCUAUCGAUUGUGGAAGCAGUGGACCAGCUAUCUGGUGGAGUUUUCGCUGCUACCUCACAAUCAAUUGUCGACGGAUGAUUUCGCAGGGUGGCUGGCUUUGCAGACCAAUCUCGCUUUGAAAGGUAUCAUCGGAAUCAAGGCAAUGGCCGGGCUGGCCGAGCUUGCAGAGAACUAUGAGGAUGCCAAAUUUUACAACAAUGUCUCUGAAACAUACAUCGCGAAAUGGGAAGAGUACGGUAUCUCUCGCGACAAGACGCAUGCCAAGGUUGCAUAUAACUGGUAUGGAUCGUGGACCACGACAUAUAACCUUUAUGCCGACAGUUUACUAUGCUUUCAUCUGGGAUCAAGACAUCAUUCUAAGCAAAGCACGACUAUCGGUGGACGUUAUGAGUAUCAGAAACCGCUGAAGGACAUCAAGGGUGACAAGGAUGGGUUCGUGCCGAAGCAUAUUUACCAGAUGCAAAGCGAUUGGUACUAUGCCGUCAGGCAGAAAUACGGGUUGCCCCUAGACUCGCGACACCUCUAUACCAAAACCGAUUGGGAAUUUUUUGCCAUGGCGGUAGCAGCACCAAAGGUGCGCGCCGAGAUUCUCCAGUCCGUGGCCAAAUGGGUGAAUGAGACCUCUACGGACCGACCAUUUACGGACCUUCACAUGACCGAAGGUACGGGAGGCUUCCCCGGACCAAACUUCUUUGCUCGACCGGUUGUCGGCGGACAUUUUGCAUUCUUGACGUUAGGACAGGCUUGUGGCGGAAGAGCAGAAGAAGGGUUGAAGUUCCUGGACGACAGCGUGACAAAAGAAAUGGACGUGGAACAGAUAUUGGCGGCAGAGGCGAUUGAGACCAUCAAGGAGUUAUAA
This is a messenger RNA of Exophiala aquamarina CBS 119918, 2484 nucleotides long. RefSeq lists its product as uncharacterized. Lineage: Eukaryota; Fungi; Ascomycota; Eurotiomycetes; Chaetothyriales; Herpotrichiellaceae. The record is from RefSeq and is a predicted model, not a curated record. The transcript has 2 exons. The coding region runs from base 1 to 2484 and encodes 827 amino acids.